GUGUCGUGGGUACAGGAGCGCGCGGGGAAAAGGGGUAAAACGCUGCCCUAUGUUGUCCGGUACUGUGGGAGGUGCAGGCUAGCGUCGCUAUGGCUAACAAGAUGCUCAGAGCUGGUUAUUUAUUGAAUUUAGCAGUAUCGCCAACCUAGUGGAUGUUCAUCCAAGCACAAAGCCCAUUGGCACGAAUCGGUUCCGACUACGGCAGACAUGGCAGGGAUUAUCAAAAAGCAAAUUCUCAAACAUUUGUCAAGGUUCACCAAGAAUCUGUCCCCAGACAAGAUCAACCUGAGUACCUUGAAGGGGGAGGGACAGCUGUCCAACCUAGAGCUUGAUGAAGAAGUUUUGCAAAACAUGCUCGACCUGCCUACCUGGCUGGCCGUCACACGUGUGUACUGCAACAAAGCCGCCAUCAGGAUCCAAUGGACCAAGUUAAAAACAAGUCCUAUUUGUCUGUUCUUGGAUAAGGUGGAGGUAGAAAUGAGAACGUGUGAGGAGCCCCGUCCUCCCAAUGGCCCUUCUCCUAUUGCCAUCACAGCAGGCCAAAGCGAGUACGGCUUUGCGGAGAAAGUGGUGGAGGGCAUGUCUGUUCGAAUCAACUCCAUCACCAUCAAAGUCCAGGCUCGGGCCUUCCAUGCGUCCUUUGAGCUGUGGCAGCUGCAGGGCAACAGCCUUAACCCUAAAUGGGAGCGCAGCGACCUCCGCAACACCCGCAUCACUGACCCGAAGAGAGGAGAGGUGUUGACAUUCAAGGAAAUAAACUGGCAGACUUUACGUAUCGAGGCAGACGCCAUCGAGAGUGAUGAUCAGGAUCUAGGUAGCACUCCUUUACGCCUCAUCACUAACCAGGGGCGCAUUCGGAUUGCUCUAAAACGCAGAAUAAAGGACUGCAACGUGCUGGCUUCCAAACUGCUUUUUAUUCUGGAUGACUUGUUGUGGGUGCUGACGGACUCCCAGCUCAAAGCCAUCAUCCGCUAUUCUAAAUCUCUCAGUGAGGCUAUGGAGAAGUCGGCCCAGCAAAGGAAGAGCAUGACCGCAGAGUCCCUGCAGACUGCGCUUCCAUCACCUGGUCUUCAUAACCUUUGGACAGAUUCACCACCCCCUCCUAGUGCCUCACCCAACAACACAAGUCACUACUUUGAUCGCUUCGACGUGAAAGAGUCUUCUUACCACACCUUUGUUUCUCGCUUGGACUUGCAUGUAUGCAAUGACAGUUCUUCAGUGGCUGAAGAUGUAGAAGAACCUCCAGUGUUACAGGGUGCCAUGCAGCUAACCUUCAGGAAGUUGGGGUUUGACUACUAUCCCGUCCAUAGACCUGCUGAUGGAUGUCGGCACUGGGAACGGUACAGCGGAGCCAUGGAGGCUCAGGCCCAGUGGGCAGGGAAAUUGCUGCAGGAGUACCAGAGGAGAGCUGAGGCCUCAGGGUUCCCAGGGCCACAUACUGUAGGGCCUGAGCCUCACAAUAACUCACCAGCAAAAAAAGCUCAAGAUGGAGCAACUAGUCCAAAGUCAAGGUGCUCUGAAAAAGACCAGAUAACCAGAAGCCAGAGCUCCUCACUAAAAAGGUUGCGGUCAAGUUGUGUGGUGGUCCGGAUGGAUGACGUUGACAUUCACCAGGUGUCGACAAAGGGCCGUCAGAACAAAAAAACUAAGCCUUUGUUGUCCUGUAAUCGUAAAGCUCUACAUCUGCCAGACAAUGUACCAGCAAUACAUCUGCAGUUUACUGAAUACUACUUUCCCAACAACUCUACUUGCUCAGUGCCAACGGCAAGCUUGUACUCCCAGGUAAAUGGCCUCCAGCUGUGUGUGGACCCAGAAAGUGUGUUGUGGAUAAAUCUGUUUUCCAGAGGACUGCUACACACUCUGCAUCAGGUCAAAGCGUUCUACCAUUUACAGGACAGCAGCAAAGCAGACGAGCAUGUAGACAUCCGUCUGGAUGCAGCUCAGCUUAAGGUGAUAAUACCCCUGGAUUCUUCCAUAUUGGAUCAUCCAGAGCGUCCACAGUCCCUCUCAAUUACUGUACCUCAGCUGGCUGUCAGCAACACCCGCUUCUGCCCUCAUGGCUCCAGAGCCGACCUCAACAUUACUUGUGACACAUUUGCAAGCUGUUCUUUCUUCCAGCCCACGUCACCCUGUCCUUAUCCGAGAGAUCGUCUUGCCUUCUGCGCAAUACCAUCAAGUUUCCUCCAGCAUUCGCUAGAGACGACACCGCCGCCAGUGGGUACAAGGCAACUACGGUCCCAGGAUGUGUGGUCCCUGAGCCUAUCCCGUGUUACUUUAGGUUUUAAUGGGGCUAGAAUCCUUCCCAAGGGCAAAACGCAACCUUUUAUUGAACCCUUUGCUAUGUCUGCAUGGAUAUGCAAGCCUUCUGCCUGGACAAGUGGUUCAUGUUCCCCCUCCAUCCCCAGCGGGGGCCAUCAGCCUUCCUCAGAACCACCCAAAGAAGAUGCUUCACUUGCCACUUUUCACUUAAUAGCUCAUGCUAUCACUCCAGUGAAAGUGUGGCUGAACCACUAUCAGUACGUUGCAUUGCUGAGAAUGAAAGACGCCCUAUCCCGUUUGGGCAUGGAAUUAAGUCGAGAUCAAAAGGACAUUAGGAAGGCUUGUGAUCAAAAGACAAAACCGGUCACAGUUAGUCUUGCCGUGCUGCUGGAUUUGGUGGAAGUGGGUCUUCUGUUGCCACCAGCCGUCACAGAGCCUGAGGAAGAGAUUCUGCAUACUCCAGAGACAGACAGCCCCAGCAUAACAGACUCGGACAUCUCCCCCACUCAUCACUCUGAAGAAUUGAUCCAGGAGGACAGCAACUUACAAAAUGGUGUGGCCUCCGUCAGUGCAGCCCUCAAUACAUUUGAUCAAGAUGAACAAGAUGGCACAGUUGAGGAAGCACAUGAGGCUGUCGAAGAGGGACUGGAAGGUGAUGCUUCAACACCCCUUGAAGAAACCCCCAUCAUGUUCCCUCAACUCUCACCCGGAAUCUCUCCUGCCCUCUCCCGAGAACCGUCCACCUUUAGCUUGGAGGGAGAGCUGUCAAGCGCCAUCAAUGUCACCAAAGAUGCGACCAAAGACGCCAUCAGUGCCUCAUUGGAGUUGACCAAAGGGGCGUUUUCAAUAACAAAAGACACGUUCAGCAUGUUGAGUCGUGGCUCAGGGAUGAGCAAAUUAUUCAGUCCUCACACCAAGGAACAAGUCCAACGCCUAGAAGAAUCAACCCCCUCUCUAGCAACUAGUGUGCGGCAGCAAAUGAUGAAGCAGUCGCCUUCCCAGCAUUCUUUUGACAGCGCCAUCUUGGAUGGUAAUCUGCCUGAUGAACAUCUCUCCGUUGGCAGUGACAUCAGCGACAAUUUUGUUGUUCUCAUGGAAUCAGAGUCAUGUGGAGAUUCUCCACAUUUCAACAUCAAUCUUGCAGGCAGCCAAGGCAGCCCUGCUCCUGCGACGGAAGGAGGAUCUUCAGCUGAUCUCAGCAGCUCCCUUUCUCUAAGUAUAGAGGAUGUAUCUACAGAAAUGUCCUCUGUGUUGCUAUUGAUUCUGAGUGGGACAGCCUGCACAAUGGAAGUAAAUGGAGAGGACCAAGUUAUUGCUGUGCAAGCCCAGAAUUUGAACUCUGUACAAAUGGGUAACAUCAGGAUUUCCGAUCUGCUGGCUGGUCUCAUACAAGCUCCUGCCCACAAGCAGAAUGGACAGAGUAGCAGGGACUCUCCUGCAGUGUGCAUGCGAGCAGAGACAGGCCCAUCUGCAGACCGACACACUGACACGGAUUUUAGCACGCUAAAUGUGAGAGUGCAAGACUGUCAUGCUGAGCUUUUAGCCUCCACUCUAGCAAACAUUGGGCCUUUUCUAGAGGACGAGUUCAGUGUUGAUGGUCAGCCAAUAAAGUUACAUUUGAGCAAUGUAACUGUCACUGUGAAGGAUGAUAGCCCCAGAGUUUACCCAACAGCUCCUCAACCAACCUCAGCCACGUUCAUUGUUGAUCAACUACUUCUUCAGCGCAGUGAUGAUGGCAUCAUGAGGCUCAAAGCCGAAGGCCAGGACAACCCAAACAAGUCCUACUCUGUUCAAAAGUGGAGUGAGCUGAAAACUCUGGAGUCCAAGCUUUCUGAUACAAAGGUGGCCCUAACUCAGGCCCUCAGUGACAGAGAGCGCCUCCUUUUGGAGAUCAAGAAGUAUGACCCCAAGUUUUCACUGUGAGCCUCACACCUCUUCAAUUUGCCCCUGCUAAAGAACACUGGAACACAAAAUGUUGCAAAGAUUCUUAUCAAAAGUGGUAAGAUAACAUUUGCAGUAAAAUUAUGGUACGGUUAAGGUUAUAAUUAAUAUAUAAUAGUACAAUUUAAUAAAUUAGGCUUCACUAUGGAUUUGAAUCCAGGAUUAUUUAUUCCCAAUAACUAUUGAAAACUCCUAGCUAUAUUUAAGUGUGUUUCUCUUAAUGCACUUUAGUCCUUGAAUAUAUUAUUUAAAUUUGCUCCAUUUUCAAAUAGAUGAAAUCCAUCAACUUACAGGUGUAAGUAUACACCUUCCUAAUGUUUACUUUUAGAUCAACUGUGUUGGUGUUUAGAGGCCAAAUGUUAAAAAAGGAUCAGGUCAUAGUCAAAUAAACCAGAUCUAACUGUACAAACCGUACUAUCAGAGGAGACAUCCCUCACUGAAUCGGUUGUUUUCCACUCCAGUUAGUGUGAACUCACUGGAAACUCACUGUGUCUUUAUAAUUUGUCACGCAGCAUGCUAGGUUAGAUAAAGUCAUUCUUUUUUCCCCAGUUGAUAAUUUGUAGUUGAUCAAAUGUUAACCCCCCCAACAGCUGCCAGUCAGUCAUACUGUAACUCACGGUACUUGCCACACAUAGAUAACAUGGUAUGUAAUGGAGAUUGUAACUGUACAGUAGAACAAAUACAUCCAUCCAUCCAUUUUCUUGUAGCACCAUAUUUAUAUAUGCAUAAACUAUGAUGUAGCAUAUCAGUUGAACGUAAGUUAUGAUGUAUAAAGAAAACCGGAACCUUUUUUGACAUAAGACAUUGAUGUACUGUAUGCAAAUAAAGUGUGUGGCCAUCAUAACACACUCUUAUUAAGUCCUAUUUAAAAUCAUGUACAUAUUUCUACAGUGUUGUACUGCAAUUAUAAUCUGGGCCUUCUUAAUAGCUCUUUUGUGUAGCUUACUGGUGUUCCUUACCUCUUACAAAGGAAGAGGGACACCAUGCCUGUUUAAAUGUAUGUAUUUAUUUACACAACUAAUAAGAUGUUAUGUUAUACCACCAAUGCACAGUAUUUUGGAGUCAUGCCAUUGCAAGACAUCCUGGUGGUACUAAUUUGAAUGGUCAUGCAGUGUGUCAUAUAAGGCACACUUGUUUAUGUUGUAUGUGAAUUUAGCUGCAACCUUUCUUUUAUACAGAAUGACUGUCAUUCAGUAUAAACACUGCACAGUUUGAAAUUCAUUACAUGAAUGUUUAAUUUACAAUGUGCCAUAUACGCCGAUAUAUUUUAUUAUCAUCUUAUGUGGUGUGGUAUUUCACAUUAGUAGGCACAUGGCUUAUUUUUUGUAUGGUUAGCUCAGUGCACGCGGGUGAAGUGAAGUGAAUUAUAUUUAUAUAGCGCUUUUUCUCUAGUGACUCAAAGCGCUUUACAUAGUGAAACCCAAUAUCUAAGUUACAUUUAAACCAGUGUGGGUGGCACUGGGAGCAGGUGGGUAAAGUGUCUUGCCCAAUGACACAACAGCAGUGACUAGGAUGGCGGAAGCGGGGAUUGAACCUGCAACCAUCAAGUUGCUGGCACGGCAGCUCUACCAAACGAGCAUACCGCCCUCUUGUGGCUGUGACUCGCCAGUACACACACUUAAAGGUUGUUUUUUUUUUUUUUUUUAAGUUUUCUUCUGUUGCCUUUCCAGUAGUGAGUUAGAGAAAGUGGAAUGUUCCAUUUUAAGCAAUACAUAGUCUAAUGGUCGUUUUCAAUCAAAAACGCAUCAAAGAGCAGUUAAAACAUACUUGGGAUGUCCGUACUUUGAUAUUUUGAAUAUUACAAAUGAAAAUGGUUUCACUUGAAUUACCUUGUAACCAUCGACACAUCCUCAAUUUGUAGACGUAAGAUAUGUUGGUAUGCAUUUGCAGUCAGUGAUAUGUAGCGCUUUUUCUCAGCUGGCACUUUUAUUAAUUCAACAUCCUUUGCCCUCAAAAGUGGGUCAGGGUUUCUAAGCAAACUUUUCUAAUGUGCAAUGCAGAUUGUUGGUGUGUGUGUGUGUGCUCUUUAAUGCAUGAACUAACCUGUCAUAGUAUUGUUUGGGUAAAAUAAUAAAUGUGGAGUUUGCACUCAUUUUUACAUAAAAUACUACAAAGAUGGCAGGGAGCCCUUGUGUAAUCUUCUAUGUGAUGCAACUCUUUCGAACCAUGUGGACAGUAUUUGUUAUUCAACUUUGUAUAUCUAUCACUUGAGACUAAUGAAAUUGGUUCUGUGAACCACUGUUAAGUGUAAUGUGUUUAAGAGAAUAAACAAAAACUUACUAAACACAAAACAUUUAGACUGUUCUUAUUUGUCCAUGAACUGUAUUGCCUCUACAGCCUAUAGUCAUUGAGUCCAAA
Molecule: messenger RNA, 6558 nt
Organism: Nerophis ophidion (straightnose pipefish)
Lineage: Eukaryota; Metazoa; Chordata; Actinopteri; Syngnathiformes; Syngnathidae
Gene: bltp3a
Product: bridge-like lipid transfer protein family member 3A
Exons: 21
Coding region: 208-4182 (1324 amino acids)
Source: RefSeq, a predicted model, not a curated record